AUGGCACGGGAAGGGAACGAGUGGCAUUAUUUCACACUUUCAAUGAAAUUUGAAGACCCUAACUUUCAUGAAGAGAAUGUAAUUGACCUGAUAACAUGGAAGCAGUGGGUUAAUAACGCCUUGAGAAGAACGCAUGGGAUAUUUGGGGAAGGAAUUGAAUAUAGCUUUCUACACCAAGAAUCAACUAGAGCCUAUAUACAAGUGGCAAGCCAUGACAAAGAUAGCUUUGCGUCCGCAAUCAGCACGUAUACAUCGGAUAAUGAGCUAGUGGGAUCACCGGUGUUUGUUCUUAUAGAAAAUGAAUCAACGGACCUUAGGACGAUGGACGUCAGUGCCGACGAUCAGGUGUGGGUGAAAAGAACUAUGGAGAGAAACGCAGAAGAGUCGCAGUGCAAUUAG
Molecule: messenger RNA, 399 nt
Organism: Torulaspora globosa
Lineage: Eukaryota; Fungi; Ascomycota; Saccharomycetes; Saccharomycetales; Saccharomycetaceae
Gene: POP8
Product: ribonuclease P
Exons: 2
Coding region: 1-399 (132 amino acids)
Biological process (GO): tRNA processing; nuclear-transcribed mRNA catabolic process, RNase MRP-dependent; intronic box C/D snoRNA processing
Cellular component (GO): ribonuclease MRP complex; nucleolar ribonuclease P complex
Molecular function (GO): ribonuclease MRP activity
Source: RefSeq, a predicted model, not a curated record